Molecule: messenger RNA, 4012 nt
Organism: Armigeres subalbatus
Lineage: Eukaryota; Metazoa; Arthropoda; Insecta; Diptera; Culicidae
Gene: Pdfr
Product: PDF receptor
Exons: 12
Coding region: 814-2289 (491 amino acids)
Biological process (GO): cell surface receptor signaling pathway; adenylate cyclase-modulating G protein-coupled receptor signaling pathway
Cellular component (GO): plasma membrane
Molecular function (GO): G protein-coupled peptide receptor activity
Source: RefSeq, a predicted model, not a curated record
AGCUUAACUCAGUUCUCGGAUACGGUCUGUAGGUUACAAGUGCAACAACUAUUCAUUACAGUGCACAUAACUAUCGCCGACAAAGUGAUUGCCAUCGACAUCUUCCUUAACCGCUUAGCAUCGUGUAUUACUGGUGACGUGAAAUUAUUUGUGCCGUCGAAAAACAAAGGACAUCUCAUUUAAUCGGUGCAGUUUAAUACAUGCAUAUCACAGCAUACACAAUAGAGAGUGCAUAUCGUCGUCUGCAGUGCCAAGGAAGUAGGAUCAGGAGCGGAAAGUAGGAGUGUGUACCGUGUGUACGGAUCAAAUACAAAAGGAAACUCUUGGAGCGUGUAGCAGAAAACAUCUGCAAUAAAAAAGAGUUGUACUGUAAGAUCGACUUAACCGCAAGUGCAUAAGUGAUAACAGAGAGAGUGUUAUGAUUGUGUAAUGUAAAAUUCUGCGGUUACGUUCAGAAGGAAAAUAAAAAAAACACUGGGAGAUCUGUGCCGUGUUCGGUUACGUCGCACCGUACAGCAAGUGAUUGAGUUUCAACCAGCACCAUUGUAGAGUACUAACCAACUAAUGCAUCGUUAAGCAGCAAGUCAAACAGAUAAAUUCAAAUAAACUACGUCCAACGCUGAAAGAUGAUAACCGUUUUUGUUUUAUGUGUGUAGUGAAUGACAAACCAGUUAUAAAGUGAGCGGAAACUUCAAUCGAUAGAUGAACAACAGAGACAAGAUUUGCCUUCUUUUGUAACUACAGCUGCAAAGAAGGUUCGCUCACCAAUAUAAAUUGGUAGAAUAAAAUUUCCCUCCAAAGUUAUGGUACGACAUGAUUUCAACGUCCAGUUCAUCCAGUGAUGCAACGCAGCUUCUACUGAACACAACACUUGACUCAUGUGCACUUAAAUAUGAUGAGUUUGUAGUUCCAAUCACAGUUCCUUAUUGCAAUUGGACAUGGGACGAUGUCCUCUGUUGGCCUCCCACGCCAGCCGGGAAGGCAAUACGACAACCGUGCCCCCCAGGACACGGGAUAGAUACCACAAAAUUUGCCGAAAGAAGAUGUAGCGCUGAAGGGCGUUGGGAAGGCAGACCAGGCAGCAUAUCAACUACAUUAGGAUGGACCAACUACACACCAUGCUAUAGUCGAGAGGUCCUUCAAUUAUUUAGGAAGCUUUAUUCUGGCGUGGGCGGCAACAAUGAAGCUGAUAUUAAAAUUGACAUAGCUGAACGCACGCGGACACUCGAAAUUGUGGGUUUCAGCCUUUCACUAACAGCACUAAUUAUAUCGUUGGUGAUAUUCUGCAAAUUUCGAAGUCUCCGCAACAACAGAACGCGCAUUCACAAAAACCUCUUCGUAGCCAUGGUGAUACAGGUGAUAAUUAGAUUAACGUUGUACAUCGACCAAGCAAUUAUCCGCAGUGGUAGCAAAGGAUACGGGAACGAGAGCUCCCGGCAUGGCAUAGAUAACACGCCUUACCUUUGCGAGGCUUCAUAUAUAUUGCUGGAAUACGCCAGGACCUGCAUGUUCAUGUGGAUGUUCAUAGAAGGAUUAUAUUUACAUAACGUGGUUACCGUGACGGUGUUCCAGGGCCGCUUCCCGCACACGCUGUACGCAAUGCUCGGGUGGGGAAGCCCUGUGGCACUGACCGCCAUUUGGGCUGUGACGACGGCACAAUACGUGGGUCAGCAGAAAUGCUGGUGGGGAUAUAACCUAACGCCUUAUUACUGGAUUUUGGAAGGUCCAAGAUUAGCAGUAGUUCUGUUAAAUUUCAUAUUUUUACUCAAUAUCAUAAGAGUGUUAAUUGUUAAAUUGCGUCAAAGUCACACAAGCGACGUAGAACAAGUUAGAAAAGCAGUGCGUGCGGCCGUCGUACUAGUGCCAUUAUUAGGAAUAACCAAUUUACUCAACAUGACUGAGGCACCUCUAGACAAAACGGCGCUGGAGUUUGCCAUUUGGUCGUACGUAACGCACUUCCUAACGUCGUUCCAGGGAUUUUUUAUUGCACUGCUGUACUGUUUCCUAAACGGAGAGGUCCGAAUAGCGCUAAUGAAAAGUCUCAGCGUAUACCUCUCUAUCAGAGGGCACCACGAUUGGCACGUCCGUAGGCCUUCGAUGUUUUCCGCAGCAUACGGAACUGCACCAGAAACAGAAGCGCCUAAUACCGUCGAUUCGAAUCGAGCCAGCAACGCCAGAACAAGUAGUAAAAACUGGAUUUCUAUCUGCUUCAGAGUACAAAAGGAUCCUAGCCAACAAGCGCCUGAACCGGCACCACCUGAGUCAGUCAUAUUCGAUAUUUCAGAUUGAUUUAUGUUCCCUAAAUACCAUUAUAGUUUGCAUUGGUAAUUAUUGGCAUUUUACGUGAACCAACCCAAGAAUCAUCAUACAUAGCAUUUGAACAUUUGAAAAUACAAAGAGUGGGAUUUCUUAUGUUUAGAUUGUUGCAGUAUAGUUUAUAUUAUUUUUAACUUCGCUUUCUUUGAUGUGUACUGUGUGGCACAUGUAGUAACUUAUACAUCCUAUACUCUCAUUUAAAGCUUCGUUGAAAACCUGUAAAGAUUUGCACAGUACUUGACAGUACUUGAUUAAACGCAAGCGAAUACCAUAGCUCUGUUAAAUAUAGGCCGUUGCGAAGAAAUCUAUAUAGCCUGAUAAAGAUAAACCUCAGUUAAAACUCGUUAGCCGGGCUUGUUUUAAAAGAGUUUGUUAGCUAUAUGUAUGCAAGUUCAACUAAUGUUAAUGCUUAUGGCUACCUGGGUAAUGCUAUGUUCGAACUGCAGACUGAAUAACAUUUUAUUCCGAAAUCCGACAAAACAAUUGUCAAUUUCUUUUUCUCCAAUGGUUCAUCAUUUCAACUGGAACUUGGCCUGCUUUUCAACUUAGUAUUCUAUUAGCAUUGCCUCAGUUAUUAAUUGAAAGUUUUUCUAUGCCCGCCAUUGCAUGAGUAUGUAUCUUGUGUGGCAAGUGCAUUGGAUACAGAAUGCUACCAACCCGGAAACAUCCUAAAUCGGAUCGAGAAUCGAACUCGCCAUCUCCGCAUUGGCAAUUCUUCACCUUUGCUCCCAAGGCUACUAGGGACAAUUCUCACCAAGAUAGCCGACAGGGGUUAGGGGCUCGUACACUUAUUACAUACGUACAUAUUCGUACACUUAUUACAUACGGAUCAUUUUUCUGGGUUUUUCAACCCCACCUCCCCAUGUAUGAUUUUAUUUUCAUUCACAUUAUUUUUUCUUUGUAUGAAGGGUAAGAAAACGACAAACCCCCUCCCUCCAUAAGUGCUUACUUAGUAUGUUUUCGGCCCGUUUCAAGCUUUUAGUGAAAACAUAGUAUAAGUGUUUUUCCACUUAUUAUACAACAACUAAAUAUGGAACGUACACCAAAUAUUCGUUUGUUUUUAAAUUUGUUAUUCCCAACAUUUUAAUUAUUUUUUAGCAUGUUGCAAACUAAUGAGACUCUCGUUUCAGGACAAGUGUGUGAUGUCUGCUUCGGUUAUGGCCCCUACUAACUCAUAGCUUUAUCGAACCAAACAAAAUUUUAACUCAAUCAAAUCACAUCAUCGAGCUUUUGUGAGGCUUCAAUUAAAACAAACAAUAAUCGUGAUGUAAACCAGAGAAUUUAUACUUGUUAGAUAAUAAGAGAGGUGUUAUUUUUGUAAGGUCAAGCAUGAAAAACUUAAAAUGUCGGGUAGCUUUUUUACUAACCUAACGUGAUAACAAACUAAUAUAGUAUCUAGGGAAAUCGAGGCAAAUUAUGCAGUUGAUAAAAUGUGUAAUUUAUACAUACCAAAUAUCGAAAGGAAAUUUCAAUUAAUCGAAACAAAUAUGAAAACAGCUGAGAAUGAUAAAUUGAUAGUGCUUUAUUGUGAAAGUCAACUUUUAUCACAUCAAUGCAACAAAACCAUUGAAAGAUGUUAGGUGUAUCUGAUGAAGUACGUGUAUUCCGAUGAUAUCCUAAGAAUCGUUGAAAGCCAUAAAUGCGCGAAUGAAACGUCGAUUUGACAAAUUUUACAGAAAAUUUUCAUUUUUAAGAA